AUGGCUAGCCCUACCAAACUGAUACCUCGUCACAAUGAUGGACAGCUUUCGAUGGCCUGGGAACUGGAGAAGACGAAGAAGAAAGAGGAGAGUUGUCCGGAUACCCUAACCAUUAUGGAGGAUCAAACGACCGAAUGGGAGAAUGACACAAUCAACAAAUGGACUAAGAAAGCACUAAGGCUCGUUCGGAAAGGAGUCAACAACAAAUUCCUGGAGGGUGUCAUGUUGCAUAAAAUGACUGUCGACCACCUCGUUCGUGGACACGAAGAUUCCCCCGAUAACCCUAGCCUCACUGCCCGGCAAUACAUGCGGAAGAAUAAGGGUCUCACUAUUGACGAAGCAUGUGCGAAAAUCAUCAGCCAGGCGUGGUACUACAGCCUAGAAAGCUUCCUUCGGGAGAAACCACACCAAGGAACUUGCGAAACAGAAAAGAAAGUUCUCUACUAUGGGAAGCCGGCUACCGAAGAAGGAUCGGCUGACCAGCAUUUGGCCCGCGUGGAUCCCCGUAAAAGGAGCUUGUCGGUAGGAGCAAGCCGAUAUGAAAGGGUAACUGAAUUCGAAGAACAUAGGUCACAGCGAAAGCAAUCCUCAAAAGUGCGUUCGUACAGCGGUGUACGGGUCAACACAAGACCAGGUGUUAUAAGCUUAAAGUAG
Alternaria viburni is the source of this 654-nucleotide messenger RNA. RefSeq lists its product as uncharacterized. The record is from RefSeq and is a predicted model, not a curated record. Lineage: Eukaryota; Fungi; Ascomycota; Dothideomycetes; Pleosporales; Pleosporaceae. The transcript has a single exon. The coding region runs from base 1 to 654 and encodes 217 amino acids.